UUUUGGUUCUGACUAUCUACUUAAGUCUCUUGAAAGUUCUGAGGUCAAAAAACCCGAUUUUCAGGUCAAUAUUGACCUCUAACAAGAGAAAAAGACCUCAAUUAAUAACGAGACGUGUUAAAAAAGUUCAAAUCACAUAAAACCAAAAAUUCAAGUCUUAUCAGCGCUAUCAGAAAGUUCACUUUACUUCACUUUUCCACCUCUAGAAUAAUGUUAAAUUUAGUAUUCGUGUCAAUAUUAAGCCUUUUUGUGAUAGUAAAGUCAAAUGAGUUCAGCGGGUUCGACGACUCCAUCCUGCACAUCAUAAAAUGGCCGGGAACCGAAAACAUUGACGUGCUGGACAAACAACAACAAGAGGAACAAGAAGAAAUCUUCCUCACGACACAUCGCAACGAAAAAUAUCGCUGCACAAUUCCCAUCAUCACGGACAAAGAUGAAGAACGAAAACUCGACACAGAUUUGCAAAUUCCGAGUCCUGUGGAGCUUUUGAUUCCACUUUUCCUCACAAAUUCCUGUUCCUAUCGCAUCGAGUCUUAUUGGACUUACGAAGUGUGUCACGGGCGGUACAUCAAACAAUUCCACGAAGAACGCGAAGGAAAGACAAUCAAGGCGCAGGACUACAUGCUCGGCAAAUGGAACCAAACACUCACGGAAAAGCUGCUGGACGAGUACAAAAAUAUCGAGAAAGAGCACGAAAAAGUGCAAUUUACCAAAGUUGAAGGUGUGAAGCUGCCAACGCUGAGUGUGAAUAUGGUCGAUGGCACGUUAUGCGAUUUGAAUGGGACUCCAAGAACGACACGGGUGAUGUACGUUUGCGACGUUCAAGGCAAAAAUGAGGUUUAUUCGUUGAAGGAAACGAUGACCUGCAGUUACGAAAUCAUAAUUUUGACGCCGUUGCUGUGUUCGCAUCCAUUGUACAAGCCGGAAAAGCAAACAGAGAACCCAAUCAGUUGCUAUCCAGCGGGUCAUGCAGCAACAAAACCGAGAUCUUUGUUGGCGAUGGAAGCGGAAAGUCUGAAAACGAAAUAUCAGAAAAUUGGGGAUAUGCAAAAGUCCUCCCGAGAUCACAAGACUUAUGCAGUUUUCAAAGUAGAUCCUAAGGACGGCGUUCUAAAAAUGGAAUUUUUCGAAGGCGGUUUGCUGGAUGAGCAAAUAAAGGACGCAAUUUCGCUCGAACAGGCACUCACCGGCAAGGAAGUCAAACCAAAACUCUCGGCAUACGACUUACCCACCGACAAACAGCCCGUAAUUGACUUCCUCGAAGGUCGCACUUGCCUCAACGGGGGCUCCGGAUGGUGGAAAUACGAACUUUGUUACGGGCGGUACGUGCGGCAAUAUCACAUCGACAAAAACGGCGAAACGAGUCUCAUUUUGGGCGCCUUUAAUCGUGACGCGCACAUCGACUGGCUCACGAAAAACCCCCAUAAACGUCCGGCGCCGAAGGAAACUCGCACGGAAAUCGUUCAUUUCUACACCGGAGGCACACAUUGCGAGAAAACGGGAAAACCGCGACAAACGGAGGUCAAAUUGAAGUGUUUGGAAAAGGCGGUGAGUCAAUCGAGUGUCUCGCUGUACUUGUUGGAGCCACGAACGUGCGAAUACGAGUUAUCUGUGCAAAGUAGCUUGAUUUGCGACAUUCUUCAUUUGGCCGAUGAGAAUGGUUUGGUUCCUUCGAUGUUUGAUAAAUUCACAGCGACAGACGAUGAUGACUUGAGUAACAAUAAUGAGAUCGAUUUGGGCAAUUAGUGAUUUGCGGUGCAACAAAAAUAAAGUAAUUUAUGAAUUUUAA
Culicoides brevitarsis is the source of this 1789-nucleotide messenger RNA. RefSeq names its product endoplasmic reticulum lectin 1. The coding region runs from base 211 to 1746 and encodes 511 amino acids. The record is from RefSeq and is a predicted model, not a curated record. Gene Ontology annotation, cellular component: endoplasmic reticulum lumen. The transcript has 4 exons. Lineage: Eukaryota; Metazoa; Arthropoda; Insecta; Diptera; Ceratopogonidae. Gene Ontology annotation, biological process: retrograde protein transport, ER to cytosol; endoplasmic reticulum unfolded protein response.